Molecule: messenger RNA, 2520 nt
Organism: Oldenlandia corymbosa var. corymbosa
Lineage: Eukaryota; Viridiplantae; Streptophyta; Magnoliopsida; Gentianales; Rubiaceae
Source: the annotation of a GenBank genome assembly
AUGGCCGUUGCGGGCUUACAAAAUGUCACCAGGUUGGAUGCUUCCUUUCAUGGGGAAUCUCGGUCUCUAGAGUCUGGCCAAUGGGAUGAACAGAACAGGCCAAGCACCCGGGCAUCCUCGCUUCUGCAAAUGUGGCGAGAGCUUGAGGGUGAGCAUGUGGUGAAUAAUCCCAAUUCGAGAUUACGUGUGAAGAUUCAACGGCAGAGGAGUGAUAGGUCUAAUUCUGACUCCGUUAGUACAUUCUUAUCAGAUGGGCCAGAAAGUGUCAAUGGAAAUGAGAUAUUGGAAACCAAUGAUGUUCGGACUGCAAGUGAGCAGUAUUCACCACAUCCUGUGGGUUUAGCAAAUGAGCAUGAUGACAAUAAUAGUAUUAAUUCAGAGCAGUCAGCUGAUCUAGGAGAAGUUGAACGGGAACGAGUACGACAAAUUUUCCGGGAAUGGAUGAACAAUGGUCCAGAAAGCCCUGCCUCUCAUAACUCACAUAUAAACCACCCCUCAAGGGCACAGUGGCUCGGUGAAAAUGAGCGUGAGCGUGUCAGAAUCAUAAUGGACUGGGUGCAAGUGAACUGUGAACAGAGAGGAAAUUGUGACACUCCUGCAGAUGAAGGAGCUUCUGAAAUUAAUCCACAAAUCAAACUAGUGCGUGAUGGUUUGCUUGUGAGUCCUGCAGAAAUUCCUGAACGGAAAGCCAUCCGGAAGUUGUGUGGCAGGCAGACACUUCUUGAUUUACUUGCACGGGCACAAAGGGAUAGGAAAAGGGAGCUUCAACAAUUGGUGGAUCAUAGGCCUGUAUCCAAUUUCAGUCAUCGUAACCGGAUUCAGUCACUGCUCAAAGGUAGAUUCUUGCGAAAUGAUAGAUUGAUUCAAAAUGAAAGACUGCAUUCUCGAGAGACCUGCGAAUUGGGUUUACUCAGGCAGAGAAAUACAGUUUCUGAUCUGAGAGAAGGAUUUUUGUCCCGAUCCGGCAAUUCAAUAAAUGGGUCAUCAUCCAGUUCUGAAUCAGGCAAUGCCUGUUGUAAUGAGGAUCAUGAUAAUCAUGGUACCAAUCAAUCAGAUGAGGCGCAGGAGGUUUUGGAAGAUGUCUAUGAUCUCUUUGAGCCUUCGGAUGAAGAAAGAGAUGGAAAUGAUUUUCCAGCUGUAGGGAGUUGUGAGUUCAAUGCAACUGAAAACAUAAAUGGUCAGCAUUCUGUUGUUCAAGCAGUUGAAAGGCCGGUGCAACCUCUAAGAGAAGGUGAGCAAGAACUAGAUUCAGUGGGGAAUGGUGCCUAUAUUUGUAUAGAGUCUGAUGCUGAUGUGUUGGUCCAAGAACCAUCAUCGAGUGAAGCCAGUAUUCCCAGUCAAUUGGUAGAUGCUCCUGAAUUAUCUCGUGAUGAAACAAGCAGUGAGGUGAGCAGCGUCCACCAGGCCAAUAGUCCAGUAGAAGAUUUUGUUGUUGAUCCAGUUCAAGAUAUGGAUGGACAUGAAACUUCAGCUGUGGUUGAGGAGGGUCAGGAAGAAUCAGCCUUGGAUCAUGAGGAAUGGCAUCAAUUAACUCAUACUGAAUCUAAUGAAUGGGCAGAUGGUGAUGAAGAAGACCUUGGCAGAACUUGGCAAGAAAGCAUUGCCAAUCAAUGGGAUCAGGAAAGCCCCGAUAAUAAUUUUAGAGAGCACAAUCAUAUGCAUGAACCUCAUGAAGAAUGGCAUGAAAAUGGUUUACAAGAGGCUAUAGAUAGUUGGUUAGAUUCACCUUCAGGACAGGAAGUUGGUUCCUUGGGGAGGGUUGAUGCAUUUUAUCUUCCAGAGGAUGAUAAUGUUUACAGUGUAGAACUAAGAGAGCUGCUGAGCAGGAGGCGUGUCUCUAGUCUUCUUCGAAGUGGUUUCCGUGCAAGUCUUGACCAGCUAAUACAAUCGUACGUAGAACGCCAGGGUAAUACUUCUGUGGACUGGGAUCCCGAUGGAACAUCAUCUUCUCCUGCCUUCAAUGAGCAAGAUAAUGAACAACAGAAUAUUGAUCAAGUGCAGGAUGGUGAUAAUUUAUUUAAUGUUGAUGGAUUUUUGCCUACAGAUGAUUCUUCUCAGUCUCCCUGGGACCAGAAUUUGCACCAUGUAAAUUGGUCUCAAAACAGUUCUCAUCAUCAGCUAGGACUGCAAGAGUGGGAUGUCAUUAAUGAAUUGAGAAUGGACAUGGUUAGACUUCAACAGAGGAUGAAUAGUAUGCAAAGGAUGCUAGAAGCAUGUAUGGACAUGCAACUUGAGCUGCAGCGCUCAGUGAGGCAAGAGGUUUCUGCUGCCUUGAAUAGGUCGAUUGUUUCAAUAGAUGAAUGCAAGUAUGAUCCACCCCAGGAUGAGUCCAACUGGGAAUAUGCGAGGAAAGGAAUUUGCUGCAUGUGCCAUGAGCACAAUAUUGAUUCCUUGCUGUACAGGUGCGGACACAUGUGCGCAUGUUCUAGAUGUGCCGAGAAUUUGGUGCACAGAAAAGACAAGUGUCCAAUGUGCCGGGCACCAGUAGUUGAGAUGGUCCGAGCAUAUUCGAUUCAAUGA